Tigriopus californicus is the source of this 3041-nucleotide messenger RNA. RefSeq names its product two pore calcium channel protein 1-like. The transcript is spliced from 15 exons. Lineage: Eukaryota; Metazoa; Arthropoda; Copepoda; Harpacticoida; Harpacticidae. Bases 302 to 2932 code for a protein of 876 amino acids. The record is from RefSeq and is a predicted model, not a curated record. Gene Ontology annotation, cellular component: endosome membrane; lysosomal membrane. Gene Ontology annotation, biological process: transmembrane transport; monoatomic ion transport. Gene Ontology annotation, molecular function: voltage-gated channel activity; monoatomic ion channel activity.
GAAGAAUCAGUGAGGACCAGCCAACAACAACUACUACUACUACUACAUUCAUCAUCAUCAUAGUCAAGGAGUGAAAGGCGGAUCCGUGAUUGAUCCCACACCAUCCACCCUGUCUCCAGAAUCUGGGCGUGUAGUGGGCCCACCCUCACCCUUUCGAGUGACCGUCAUGGCUGGGGGUUAUGAUUUGGACCGGAACCGAGCGCUCUAACAUACGGAUUUUCACACCCGCUGACUCACGUCCGUUGGAUAGUGUUGCCCACCCUAGCCCAGCCAGGCCCAGCCCGGGGGUGGUCAGCCGAGCAUGGAGGAGCGGGAAAUUCUCGUGAUUGGUGCCGCACCCAUGGGCGCCACGCCCCUAGCGGGUCAGACACGCCCUUCGGAUUUGAGUACACCGGGUACGCCCACCACCCCGAAUGCCUCCGCCGCCCAUUUGUCGGCUUUGAUGGGUGGCAUCCCCAAUUGUCGUGGCAGUACAUCCCGGAGUCGCCGAGGCACGGGUAAUCCGGAUGGGACGAACGGACACGCCGCCCAGGCCGGGGAUUACCCGUCCGAUGGCGAACUGAGUCCGGCUACCAGGCGUCCGAGUAGUUUAGAACUGGGGGUCACGACCCCGGGGGCCGCCUCGGAGGCCCAUCCUCAAUGGAUGAAGGAACAGUGGGAGGACAACUACAAAGAGGCCGCCAUUUUCUUGGAGGAGGGCAUCAAUAAUGAAAAAUUCACGCACCAUCCUCGAUGUCAAGAAGAGCUUCCGCCCUACCUGCUUGUGCACAACGAUUGGUUCCAUUAUUUCGAUUUGGGCGCCUCUCUGGUCAUCUUGGGAUUGGGUUUCUUUGAGGCCCCUUGCCAUGCACCUCUUUGCUUCCCCACGCAAGUUCACAGCUCGAUUGAAUUAGGCACAUUACUGCUAAUAACUCUCCAAGUCAUACUCAAAACCAGAUGGAUCGGAUGGCGAGACUUUUUUAAGCACCGACGGACACUCAUCAAGGUCUUUACUUUGGUCUUGAUGAUUGUCGAGGCAUUGGUUGUCUUGGUGCGGGUUGACAGCCACUUCCGCGUGUCCCGAUCUUUAAGACCCAUUUUCCUCAUCGACAACCAUUACUGCGGUGGCGUGAGAAGGUUCAUCCGUCAGAUUCUACAAAGUCUUCCACCAAUUCUGGAUAUGCUCGUCUUGGUAUUUUUUAUCAUGUUGAUAUACAGUGUUUUUGGAUUCUACCUCUUUGGUAUGGUGGACCACGUCUACUUCAACGAUCUGCAAACUAGUUUCAUCAGUUUAUUUGUCCUCCUGACAACGGCCAACUACCCGGAUGUGAUGAUGCGGAGUUAUAACCAAAGUCGCUGGUCAGCCGUGUUUUUUGUGUCUUAUCUCUCGAUUAAUUUGUACUUCCUCAUGAACUUGAUGUUGGCGGUGGUGUACGAUGCGUUCACGAGGAUCGAGAAGGAGAAAUUCCGCCGCUUGUUCCUUCACAAACGAAAAGCGGCUCAACAUGCCUUCAAUUUGUUGGUAACCAAAGAGAGGCCCAAAGAAGUUAGUUUCCAACAUUUUGAAGGACUAGUUCGGGCGUACAAAGGAAUCACUUCUCCGACAGAAUCUUAUCUGAUAUUUCGACUACUCAACAAGUCGAACAGUGGUCAUUUGCACAUUGAUGAGUUUUAUGAUAUUUACAAUGCCACUCAAUACAGCUGGAGUUUGGCCCAACAGGACGAAGAUUGGUUCUCAACGUGCCACCCGAAUAUCGCCGAUUUGUGCACGAUAAUAAAGAAUGCGGUCAAAAGCACAUGGUUCGAGUAUACCGUUUGUCUAAUCGUAUUGUCGAAUGGAAUCAUUCUCGUGGUUCAAACGGCGUUUAUGGACUCGCCUACUUCCAACGCCGAGGACAGAAUCUACGCUCCUUGGGUGUCUUAUUUCUUUGUUGCACUUUAUACAAUCGAAGCCAUUUUGAAGCUGAUCGGGCUCGGAUUCAAGAACUAUUUUGCAUCCUAUUGGAACAUGUUCGACUUCGGAGUGACUGUCUUGGGGAUUUUGUCAUUGAUCCUGGAAAUAUUAGACAUUCCCUUGUUCUACGUGGUCAUUCUGAGGCCUCUUAGAUUGCUCACGUUGUUCCGGAUGAAAAAACGUUUCCGGGAUGUUUUUGGAACAGCCGUCAUUCUCUAUCCAAGAUUAACUUCGGCUGUCAUUGUUUUGCUUCUCACAUACUACUUCUUUGCCAUCAUAGGCAUGGAGUGCUUUCAUAAUUUUGAUCUAAAAGAUUGCUGCAAAAAUUCAUCCGUGGAGCAAUACUUUAGCUUUGUGGAGGGCUCAAAUGGAAAUGUAUACUUCUACUUAAACAACUUUCAAAGUUUGCAAACCUCAGGAGUCACUCUAUUUGAGCUAACCGUCGUCAACAACUGGUUUGUGAUAAUGGAAGGGUAUGCCAUUGUCAGCGGAGUGGAGAUGAGUCGCGUCUUUUUUAUGGCUUUUUAUAUCUUCACCAUGAUCGUCAUGACCAUAAUCGUGGCUUUCAUCUUGGAGGCUUUCCUCUUUAGAAUUCAAUAUAAGCAAUAUUUCUCCAAAGAAGACGAGGCCAAGAAUCUCAAAGUAGAAGUGAUUCUGACCUCCGAGGAAAUCCGGCAGAUUGCCCAAGCAAGAGGCGGGUCCAUUCAAGAUAUUGCAAUUCCUAGUAACAGCAUGUUCAAGUUUUCUGGGGAGAAGUCUCGAACCAAGGAACAACUGCAAAUGCUCAUGUACACGGAUGAGAUGGAUCGUUGGCUGGCCGAGGCCCAAUUGGAAGAAACCCAAAGUCAAGCACGUAUACAAGCGGCCAUCUUGGCUGAAACCUCCUCAAAUGAGUACCACGAUCACGGUCAUGGCGAUAAUGAAAACAUUCAAAUUGUUCAGGAUGACGGAACUAUCACUGCCAUUCAUAGACCGGUUCUUCCAGAGCUGGGUUUAUGAGUGAUUGAGUCCUGAUCUGUGAUAUCUUAAUUCCGGCCAGUGGUGCCUUACUUAUGACUUUGUAAUAUAUACAUGAUAGAUGCAUAUUAAGCAGGGGCUUACUCUUUUA